GAAUUAGGCGACACAAUUGUCAACUAUUUUCCAACAAUAACAAAGAUAGUGUUUGACAGAACUAUAUGUCAGCUUAUUGAAAGUCUUCCACCCAAAGCUGCAAAAAAAGUCGAACAGUUUUGUGUCGAAUUCAAAUUAAAGAGUUACGGAUAUCAGGAUGACGAAGAAGAACGUGAGUACGGACAAGAAACAGCAAAAUGGCAAUGUCUUAGCUCACUCAACCCCAAGUUCAAACCAUUAUUUUACUCAGACAACAACACAAUUCAAGUACGCAAAAUUGCUAUUCAUUUCGUUAACCAAGCAGAAGACAUUGAAGAAGGAGACUCUAUCUCAGUUUAUGUUUGCUACUGCAAGUUUUUCAAGGACGAAUUUGGAGGACCAAUUCUCAUGCAUGUCUUCAAGCCACAUCAGCAACUCUACGUUGAAACUGAAAUAACACUCAUGCAUGGAAUGUAUCUCAAGUUUGAAAGCCAAUUGGAAAACACAUACAACAUUUGGCUUUCAUACAUUCAAUUCGAUACACCAGAUGACUUUGAUGUUGAAGAAGAAGACUCUACUCAAGAAGAUGAACCACAAGACUAA
Messenger RNA from Trichomonas vaginalis G3, 582 nucleotides. RefSeq lists its product as uncharacterized. The annotation marks the transcript as partial. The transcript has a single exon. The record is from RefSeq and is a predicted model, not a curated record. NCBI's taxonomy places the organism in Eukaryota, Parabasalia, Trichomonadida, Trichomonadidae.